Messenger RNA from Geodia barretti, 870 nucleotides. NCBI's taxonomy places the organism in Eukaryota, Metazoa, Porifera, Demospongiae, Tetractinellida, Geodiidae. The record is from the annotation of a GenBank genome assembly.
AUGCUGGUGAUCACCGACGAACGCUUCCUCGACCACGACACCGGACACCGGCAUCCUGAGCGGCCCGACCGUCUGCGAGCCGCACUGGCCGGAGUGGCCGCCGUCGACAAUGAGCUGCUCGCUGGGGGGGUUUCGCCUAGGCGGGCCGAGCGGGACGAGCUUGAGCUUGUGCACUCCGCGUCCAUGAUCGACCGCGUCGUCGCCAUCGCCGAGCGCGGCGGGGGCCACCUGGAUGCCGACACCCCGAUGGGGCCGGGCAGCUUCGAAGCGGCGCGACUAGCGGCAGGCGCAGUGCUCUCGGCCGCGGAGCAGUUGACGGCCGCCACAACUUCGAAAGACUCCACCGGCGGAGAGUCCGAGGCCUAUUGCAUAGUGCGGCCGCCGGGGCACCACGCCACCCCCGAGACCUCGAUGGGCUUCUGCCUGUUCAAUUCCGUCGCGGUGGCCGCCGCCUCGCUGGCCGCUGCCGGACAGCGGGUGGCCAUCGUGGACGUCGACUGCCCAUCACGGCAACGGAACCCAAGACGUUACCCGCUGUAUCCGGGUACCGGCGCGCUCAGCGAGCGAGGAACCGGGGCGGGCGAGGGGUUGACCGUCAACGUGCCGCUGCCACCCGGUGCCACCGGUGACGCCGCGCGGGCUGCGCUCGACGAGGUGAUCGUGCCCGCAGUGGAGCGUUUCGCCCCUGACUGGAUGUUGAUCUCCGCCGGCUACGACGGGCACCGGGCCGACCCCCUCACGGGCCUGUGCUAUUCGGCUUCGGACUACGGCGACUUCGUCCGCCGGCUGGUGCCGCUGGCGCCACGAACGUGGCCGUGCUCGAGGGCGGCUACGACCUCGACGCUACGCGGGCCUCGUCCUAUGCGGUGA